Morus notabilis is the source of this 2367-nucleotide messenger RNA. Its product is annotated as cation/H(+) antiporter 2. The transcript is spliced from 4 exons. NCBI's taxonomy places the organism in Eukaryota, Viridiplantae, Streptophyta, Magnoliopsida, Rosales, Moraceae. Bases 1 to 2367 code for a protein of 788 amino acids. Gene Ontology annotation, cellular component: membrane; endomembrane system. The record is from RefSeq and is a predicted model, not a curated record. Gene Ontology annotation, molecular function: antiporter activity. Gene Ontology annotation, biological process: proton transmembrane transport; regulation of pH.
AUGGACGCUACAAAACGCAUGGUCUGUCAAGAAGAUUUCUUCAACCCUCUCACGUCCAUGGGCAUGCAGAUGUCAUGCAUUCUCGUCAUUUCGCACUUUUUUCACCUCGUCCUCAAGGCCUUGGGUCAACCUGGUCCCAUUGCUCAAAUUUUGGCAGGAUUGGUGCUGGGUCCAUCAGGGCUAUCUAAUGUUAACAAAGUGAGAGAUUUCUUCUUUCAAGCUUCUGCUGCCGAGUACUAUGAGGUUUUCGGAUUCUUUUGCCGAAUGCUUUUCAUGUUCUUAAUUGGUCUGGAAACAGACAUUUCCUACAUUGUUAGAAACUUGAAAGUCGCCACCACAAUUUCAUAUUGCGGACAAAUAAUUGGCACUGUUUUUGGAAUAGCCGUCUCUUUUUUUCUUCACCAACAACUUAUGCUCAACGACAAGAAGAAGAUCGGAUUCAUAUUUAUUAUUGUCUUGAUUUUGACCUACACGGCUUCGCCUGUGGUCAUACGUUUGGCAGGAGAUUUGAAGUUCGCGACUUCGCCAACCGGGCGAUUAGCAAUUGCCUGCUCAUUGAUUAACGAGAUCACUUGCUUAAUGUUGUUCAAUCUCAUCAUUGUUUUCCACAAGAAAAGCUUUUUCAGAGACGGGAUUUUGACGAUUUUGGUCACCGGGGUGGUAAUUUUUGUGAACAAGUAUGUAGCUACUUGGUUCAACAAACGUAACCGGAACCAAAAGUAUCUAAGAAACGCUGAGUUGUUGUUCAUUUUGUCACUCCUUAUUGGAAGUUCGAUGAUCAUAGAAAUGUUCACUAGUAACAGUGUGAUAAGUUGUUUUCUCAUUGGGGUUAUGUUUCCCAAGGAGGGCAAAACCGCAAGGACUUUGUUACACAAGCUUACUUACUCGGUUCAUAACUUCAUACUUCCUGUUUACUUUGGGUACUUGGGUUUCCAAUUUGAUGGGAGCCGGUUGAGGAACUUCAGCAGUGUCAUUAUUGUGGUCAUUUUGGUGGUUUUGAGCAUUGGAAGCAAGAUCAGUGGCACUCUUUUGGCUUGCCAAUACUUGAAGAUUCCGCUCAAUGAGGGGGUUUUUGUUGGCUUCUCUCUCAACUUGAAAGGACAUGCUGAUCUCUUGUUCAUAGGCCAAGCCACAAACACACUAAUUGGAUGGAAUCCAGACGCUUACAAUCUACUGUUGAUCAGCAUCGUGAUCAACACCGUGAUAUCAGGCCCACUUCUGGCCCUCCUGAUGCGCCGAGAGGAGAGGCUCUUCUCUCAAACCCACACCACGCUGGAGCACCAGACCGGCCCGGACAAUCAGGAGAUCCGAACCCUCCUCGCCUGCGUCUACGGUCCCCGCCACAUGUCCGCCGUACUGGCCCUGACCUCCGCCCUCGCUGGCGGCGGCGGAGGCGGAAUGACUCCCUACCUUAUGCACCUUAUCGAGCUAACCCAGAGCCGUCGCACCAACAUCUCAUACCACGAGCUGGAGGCCGACGAGCUCAGCGACGACGAAGACUACGGCGGAAACGACGUCGUCGAGAUCCACGCCGCCGUCGAUGCAUUCCACGCUGAAACCGGAAUCCUCAUCCACCACAGCAAGGCCGUAUCCUCGUUUGCUACGCUGUACGAGGACGUUUGCAGCGCCGCCGAGGACCUCCGCGCUUCGAUUGUGCUCGCGCCUUUCCACAAGCACCAGAGGAUCGACGGCAAGAUGGAGAGCGGGAAGGAGGGCGUGAGGACCACCAACCAGAAGAUCCUCCGCCACGCGCCGUGCUCGGUGGGGAUAAUUGUUGAGAGAGGGCUCGCUGGGGUUCCCGGGUUUGCUCAGCUACUGGACGCGCCGCCUUCAGGGGCGGAGCAGCAGGUGGCGACGCUGUUCUUCGGCGGGCCCGAUGACCGCGAGGCGGUGGCGUGGAGCAAGAGGAUUGCCGGCCAUGGGAGGAUUAAUCUGACGGUGAUUCGGUUCUUGUCGAUGGAGUCGUCAAGCAUGAGGAGCGAGCGCGUGGAUGAGAGGGAUGAUGUGGAGGUGUUCAUGUCCCUGGCCAGCUUGGAGACCGGCAAGGAUAUUGAUAAUGCCUUCCUCAGUGACUUCUAUAACGAGUGUGUGACAUCAGGGCAAGUUGGAUAUGUAGAGAAGUAUGUGAACAACGGUGAAGAAACUGUGGCAGCUCUCAGAGAUAUUGGGGACAUGUACUCACUCUUUGUUGUAGGAAAGGGUGGGAGAGGACACUCGCCAUUGACGACGGGCAUGAGUGAUUGGGAGGAAUGCCCGGAGCUUGGAACAGUCGGAGAUCUCUUGGCUUCCUCGGAGUAUAAUGUCAAUGGUUCAGUUUUGGUCGUCCAACAACACAGAAGUUCCAAAAAGGAUCUUAUUGAUGAUUAG